GCUCUCAUACAACAUAGCCAUCUUGUCAAGAGGGACUGAGCGAGCGAGCGAGGGAGGGAGUAGUAGGCGCUGUUUAGGUUCUCGCGCGUAUUAAAACGUGAAAUUUAAGGGCGUUUUCCUCCUUCGGUCGCAGUAAGCUUUAUAGUAAGUAUCGCCACCGGGUGACUUUACGGUAGUGAACUGAGUGGUGCUUUGUGCAAAAUGUCUCACAUAUACUUGUUCCGACGUAGUGGGAGUGUGGAGCAGCCAGUUGUCUUGACUUGCUAGCUAGCUGAGUGAGUGGAGGGCUGCGGGCCCUCCUCAGCCUAAAGUAGCUCCCGCAGCGGGGCAACACAGGCUGCGAUAAGGACCGUGUGAUAACUGCACAACGGGGACAUUAGCAGGUCUGUCCGGACUUACCGAAGGCAUUGGAAACACCGUACAGGCUUCUGGCAUCAGUGUCUAAACCCGCAUUGCUGGACAAGAAGACACGAAGUGUGGCGUUGCGUUAUGAGCUCAUGAAACGCAACAGGAGACUGAGAGAGGAAGAGGGAUGGCGCAGAUUCAUCUUGAUUAUAGUUAGCUAGACUAAGUAAAACAGAUGCAAGUGCGCUGUUUAGUAUGAUCUAAGCCUUUAGCAGCUGCUACCACCUCGUCCCUUUUUCGCGGAGGAUAAACAUAGCCAUACAGUGCCAGGCUGUCAGUAUGUCGAAAAUGCCGGCCAAGAAAAAGAGCUGCUUUCAGAUUACAAGCGUGACUCAGGCCCAGGUGGCGGCUACAGGUGCCGCCGACGACACGGAGAGCCUGGAUGACCCAGACGAGUCACGGACUGAAGACGUGUCGUCGGAAAUAUACGACAUGUCACGGGCUGAGUACGAGCCCGCAUGUGACGGAAGCUCAUCUGAAGAAGCCCAGAAUAAUGUUGGAGAGCCAGACGCACUCAGUGUUACGGCCUCGUCACACAUACCUGAAGCGGCUCACUUGCCUGCGCAAUCAAACAAUCCCAUUGGGGAGUUUCGAAAAGUUGGAAUAUCGGGUUCAACUCAAGGUGGGAAGCAGCCGCCGGGGAUUGGUGUUACAGCCAGCUUACCCCUUGUCACCCAGCCUGGGGCAAUACAGCAACAGCCUGCUCCAGCAGUAAGCGCUGGACCAGUCAGUGUGUCAGUGAACGCAUCCCAACCUGCUGCACUGAGCAGUUCAGCUCCUCCUGCCACCACCACGGUGAGUUGCACUUCACGCUUCAGGGUCAUCAAACUCGAUCAUGGUACUGGAGAACCCUUUCGAAGAGGCAGGUGGACAUGUACAGAAUUUUAUGAGAAAGACACUGAGAGCUCUGUUAGUAGGACUGUAGAUAGCAUUAGACAUUCCAGCGCAACACUGGACCCUGCUGCAGACAGAGACAGUGGGUUGGGGCUUACAGGAGGCUCUGUGGUUGCCCCAGCAACACACUCAGGUCAGGGUGUGGGCUCCUUGGCAGAUGCUUCUCUCUCUACUGCCCGCAAGCAUUCAGUGGAAACACUACCGCAGCAGCAACAAAUCCAUUAUCAAAACUAUAGCACCCGACAGCAGGGUGUUAGUGAGUCAGCCACACAGAGAAUGUUCUCCAGCAGCAAACCUGCAGCUGUUCCAGCUCAGCUGUCAGUGGAAGGUCUCCAGCCUUCUGCUCCCCAGAGUGUGCUGCCUGUGGGACAGAACAGCCUACCCCAAUCUGGUGUCCACAUUCAGAAGUCCCCUAUUAUGCCUCCCUCAUCCCAGCCCAUUGCAUACCCUCCCCAACAGCAACCGCAGCUUCCCGUGGGCCAUCACCUGACCAGCCAGCUGUCUGGACUGGUGCAGAACCAGACUGAGUACUAUCAGCAGCAACAGCCAGCUUCCAUGCACCCGGCGCUUUCCACUGGCCAGCCCAUCCCAGUGUCUAGCGUCUCUGCAGGCCCGCAGCCUGUGGGACAAGUACCCACUUCGGUCUUGCCUCCAGUCCUUGGAGGGGCUACUGUGCCAAGUCAGGUUGGAGAUGUUGCCGGAGCUGUCGGAGGGUCUGAACCUAUUAGACAACCAGCUCCCGGCCUCUUGCAGCAGCAGACUGUAAUGGGAGGUGUUGUAGGUUCCAUAUUGGUUGGUGGAUCCCCUUUGCAGCAGCAGACUGCGAGUCAGUAUGCAGCUGCUGGGCAGCUUCAACCCCACAGUGUCCACCCACCAUCCUCUGGUAUACAAAAUGUGCCUGCCAUCGCAGUGAGCUCUAGUGUGCCCUCCACUUUGCCCACUGCCAUGCCCAGUGCCUCCAGUGCAGCCAUGCCAAAUGUGACAACCUCCAGUUUGCCUCCAGGUCACCUACCCCACAACAUGACUCCAGUGGCUUUGGGGGCGCAGGGCCUCCCAGCAACUGGAUUUGGACAGGUGGAGGGUGGUAGUGGAAGGAAGUCAGAGGGUCUUAUCAACACACAGUCUCCUGUUGUUUCUGGAAAGGAACCGUUGAAGCCCAUCAUGCCUGAGAGCCUGCAGCUCACCACUCCGACUGUCAACAGCCUGUUUGGAAUCCACAUACCUGUCGACGGCGAGGAGGACAGACGGGAGAGGCAUUUUACAGCAGAUGUGUGGCCAUUUGCUGUGAUCACAAGAAGGUGGAAAGAGUUCAGGGAGAUAUAGAGAGAGGAUUUGGCCAAAGGAAGAUGUAGUGCACAGGAAGUAAAUGUAAUUUUGUUGCUUUUGAGGCUAAAAACUAAAGGGAGUGCAGCAUACUUGACAAGCAUCCGUGGCCUCCCCUGCACAGGCAACAACUUGUUGAGCAUACACAUGCCUCCUGUAAUACUGUGAUUCCUUGUGUUUAUAUUAUGUGCAUGGAAGUAUUCAGUUACAUUUUAUUAGCAGGUCCUUUCCUCCUUUCCUGUAGCAGUCAACCUCCAGUACAGUGUCUGAGAUGAUGUCCUUCACUGCAAUCAUCAAAGAUUUGGUGCUAGUUGCUACAAAGCUGCAUAGUGUUAGUUUAGUUUUCUAUUAACCUCAAGCUACUCCUGGCUACUUUAUAAAUGCGCUUCAUGCCUGACCUUUAAAUAAGAUAUUCCCUGCUCCAGAAAAAGACUUUCUAAUACAAACAUAGUGGAAAGUGUUUGAUUAUGUGUUGACACUUUUGUGAUAUGGUUUCCACUCUCAUCAAGCUCGCCCCAGUCAAGUGUUUACAAAGGGUUUUAGAGCACUGAUUAACUUUUUAUAUUGUAGAUAUUAUGUUGCUUUAUCAUUCUUUUGGAUUUCUGAAACUGUGUGUAAAUACAAAUGUAAUCCAGGGCCACAUUAUGGUAAAGGUUUAAUAUUUAAAAUUGGGGAUU
Monopterus albus (swamp eel) is the source of this 3299-nucleotide messenger RNA. RefSeq names its product TSC22 domain family protein 2-like. The transcript is spliced from 2 exons. Gene Ontology annotation, biological process: regulation of transcription by RNA polymerase II. The record is from RefSeq and is a predicted model, not a curated record. NCBI's taxonomy places the organism in Eukaryota, Metazoa, Chordata, Actinopteri, Synbranchiformes, Synbranchidae. Bases 685 to 2622 code for a protein of 645 amino acids.